AUGCAGCAAACGAUCUUUUCUCCUUGUGCCACGCGCGUUCGAUGACGCUAUCGUAAUCAGUUAAUUUCCGGGCGUUAAGCGAUUUCAGUCGGCCCGGUGAAUUGGCGAUAUUCGGGGAUGACGGGGCGCGAGAUACGCAAUGUAUGACAAUUCAGCAGCGGCAUCAGGUGUGAGGGAUAAUCGUCCCCGAGUGCUAUCCGCGGGAUCAAUUUCUUCCUUACUGGGGACUGCGAAGGCAUUUCGUGCCUCCAUGGGCUAUUACAGUAUCCGAGCGGCACGCGAAAGCGCAAGAAGAGGAAUCAAGAAUGAUUACCGAUCAAUACGAUGCAACCGGGGGAUGCCAGUUGCGGCGACGAUGAAACACGAGCGACGUUAAAGUGCAAUCGUCUGGAAUGAAGCAUUAGAGAUAAAGGCCUUCGAGCAUUACCGAGGCGCGACGUUUAUGACGACAUUUCGCCUGGUUGUAGAGCACGAAACUCGAACAGGCGAAUAAAAAAGAACGCAUCCUCCGCGACAUGCCCUUUGCGAAAUAUCGACAAUUUCCGUUGCUGCUAUAUCGGAGCGAGCUACAAAGCCCUGCCGCGGCGAUCCGUUCGCUUAACCGAUCUCCGUUGAACUCGUGGAAACAUUAGAAACGUGCUCGGAUAUUUUUCGGAAUUUUCCGUCGUCACGUUCCUAUAUUGUAAUUAUCGCCAGUUACCUUGGUAAAUAAUUAUGCCUCGACGUCGGUGUUGAUCGGCGCGAGAUGCAACGCUCGUUACUCGGACAACGAUCGUUGUAACAAAUCGAUCGCAAGUCGAUCCUACGGAGAAUUGCGUCCGAGAAUCGUGUCCGAAUCUACUUCCGGUGUGUCGUGCCUCGUCAUGAGAGCGGAAGUUGGUGGACGAGCGGCGACGAGUGCCGCGCGGGGCUUAUCGUCAGCGGGCUUACGCCUAGUGAUCCGGAAAGGCGCGAGAUGAAAGUGCGCGCGUCGCGAGAUGUCGUCGAAACUGACCGGAUGAAGAGGACGGACGGGAUGGGGACGGCCGGAAAAAUUCCCGUGACGGCGGCGACGGUGACGACGAUCGGCGACAGGGCGAGUCGCUCGCUGGCGCUGCUGGCCGUGAUCGCCUGGUGUUCCUGCUGGCUCCUGCUGAUUGGCGAGUGCGCUGGCCAGAAGCCGAUCAAUCUCGGCAGCAGUAAGAAACGCGACGUCUACAUCGCCGGCUUCUUCCCAUACGGCAACCACGUGCCGGAGGGUCACAUCGGGCGUGGCGUCAUGCCCGCGGUAAAGCUCGCCGUGGAGCACAUCAACGAACAUGCGACGAUACUCAGGGACUAUCGGCUGCACAUGUGGUGGAACGACACGGAGUGUAGCGCCGCAGUUGGGAUGAAAGCCUUCUUCGACAUGAUGCACAACGGGCCGCACAAGGUGAUACUCUUCGGCGGUGCUUGCACACAAGUCACGGACCCGAUAGCGAAAGCUUCGAAACACUGGCGCCUUACGCAGCUCAGCUACGCAGACACCCAUCCUAUGUUCACGACCAACAGCUUCCCGAAUUUCUUCAGGGUCGUGCCGUCCGAAAACGCCCUGAACGCACCGCGAGUGGCAUUGUUGGUGCACUUCAAUUGGACGCGGGUCGGCACGAUUUACCAGAACGAGCCCAGAUAUGCACUGGUGCAUAAUCGGCUGGUGGCCGAUCUGGACGAGAGCAAGAUGGAGCUCGUGGAGACGCUGAGCUUCGCUACGGAGGUGAGGACGGCGCUCGAGAAGCUCAAGGAGAAGGACGUGAGGAUCGUGCUGGGUAACUUCAACGAGGCGUGGGCCAGGCGAAUAUUCUGCGAGGCCUACAGAUUCGGUCUCUACGGAAGGAAGUAUCAAUGGGUCAUUAUUGGGACUUACACCAGGGAGUGGUGGCUGCGUCCGGACGGCGGAUGCGAUCCCGCCGAGUUGUCCGAGGCGCUCCACGGUGUCAUCCUGACGGAUCUGUUGCCGCUGACGAGCGAAGAACAGCACACCACAUCCGGAAUUACUCCGGUUCAGUAUCAGGUCGAAUACGACUCGAGGCGGGGCAGCGAGUACUCCAGAUUCCACGGAUACACGUACGACGGUAUCUGGACGAUCGCACUGGCCGUAAAGAAUGUCGCGCGCAGGAUACGGCACUUUCAUCGUAACCAGACUAUAUCCGACUUUCGGUAUAGGGACGUAUUAUGGGAGAAGCUCUUCCUCGAUGCCCUCAGGAAUACAAGCUUCGAUGGUGUUACGGGACCGGUUCGCUUCUACGAUAACGAAAGGAAAGCGUACAUUCUUCUAAAACAAUUUCAAAACGGUCAGGAGGUAAAUGUAGGCGAGUACGAUAGCAUAACCGGCGUUCUGGAUCUGACUAGAGGGGCGCCGCUGUGGAACGGGAGAUCGCCACCGAAAGAUCGGACCGUUCGCAUCAUCGAGCACUCCACCGUGGACAUCACGCUAUACGCGGUGCUAGCCUCGGCCGCUAGUGUCGGUAUCGUCUUGGCAUCCAUAUUUCUCGCCAUCAAUAUCAGAUACCGAAAUCAAAGAUACAUCAAAAUGUCAUCGCCCCACCUCAACAAUCUCAUCAUCGUCGGUUGUAUGCUGACCUACAGUAGCGUUAUCUUCCUCGGACUAGACUCGCAAUUAUCGAGCGUAGCGGCGUUCCCAUACAUUUGUACGGCCAGAGCGUGGCUGCUGAUGGCCGGUUUCUCGUUGGCCUUCGGCUCCAUGUUCUCGAAAACGUGGCGUGUACAUUCCAUAUUCACUGACGUGAAGCUCAAUAAGAAGGUGAUAAAAGAUUACCAGCUGUUUAUGAUAGUCGGGAUACUGUUGGCUGUCGAUCUCACAAUCAUGACGACGUGGCAGAUAGCCGAUCCGUUCUAUCGGGCGAUCAAGCAGAUGCAGCCUUACCAUCAUCCUUCCAGCGAGGAUAUAAUAAUCAUCCCGGAGAACGAGUAUUGUCAGAGCAAUCAAAUGAAUAUUUAUCUGUUUUGCAUAUAUGCAUACAAAGGCCUUUUAAUGAUAUUCGGUGCCUUUCUGGCAUGGGAAACGCGGCACGUUAGUAUACCGGCAUUAAAUGACAGUAAAUACGUGGGAAUGAGCGUGUACAACGUUGUUAUAAUGUGCGUCACUGGCGCGGCUAUAAGCUUCGUGCUGACUGACAAACAGGACGCUAUGUUCAUAAUGUUGGCGGUGUUCAUUAUAUUUUGUAGUACAGCCACUCUUUGUCUGGUUUUUAUUCCUAAGGUAAUAGAGUUACGCAGAAAUCCGCAAGGGGCGAUAAAUAAGCGGACCAGGGCGACUCUGAGGCCGAUGUUGAAAAUACGAAGGGACUCGACAGUCAGCGAGAUCGAUGAGCGUUUGAAGGAGGCGAAGCUGGCGAAUAAAAAAUUCCGGAAGCAACUAUUGCAAAAGGAUUCCGAGCUUCAGGGAUUUCUAAGGCGAAUGGGCGAAGAAACUGCAAAUGAAACGCAAGAAACGGUCGACACGUUGCCUGUUCCAAAGCCAGAAGAGGCCGUUAAAAGGGAAGGACCAUCAAUAACCACAGAAACGACUGAUGUUUCAAUGUCCAUAUGCAGCUUGAACUCAUCAACUGUUUCGCAGCCGGAGGGCGAUUACGUCAACGUGGAUCAAGUAACAAAGAAAAGGUCGUCCGUCACGAAAGCCACGUCAAUCACCAUCGAUAACGAACGAGUGGCUAUGACGGCCCAGAUCGAGGAGAGCUCUUCUCCGGGCGUCGAGACAACGACGGACGCGUUCCCGCCGUUGCCCCUGCCAUCAACGACGAUGACAAUAGCGAUGACAACGACGACGAUGACGACAACGACGACAGCGAUGGCGACGGCGAUGGCGACGGCGACGGCGACGGCGGUGACGCCAACAACGACACAUUCCAGACACACGUGCGGCGCGGAUGCAUCGCGACGCAAGAGCGCCUCCGACGAGACGGGCAAGACGAGUGAGCCGAUGUUGCUGAUACGCAACAAAAGCCAAGAACCGUUGCCGAACGAAGCCGCGACGACGACGCGUUUCGUGCCGCCGGUCGUCGAGGAGAGCGACUCCGUGAUUCUCGAGGAGACUGAGAUUGCGAGGCAUGUGUGUCGCGUGAGAAGACGGAGCAAGGACGAACGCAGGGCGAAGCUGUCGACGCCGCCGCCGACCAAGAACGUGUCCUUUGGCGAGCUUCACGAGCAGAGCUACAUCGAGCAAGUCAUCAUGCCGUUCCCGUUGACGCAAUAUGUGCCAAAUCAUCGGCAUGCCGAAAAGUACGAGGAGUCGAUGUCGACGAUCAUCCAGCGCUCCAUGUCAGAGCGCUCGCGGGAAAAGUGCCUACGGCUACACAUCAGCGGUGGCCACCCCAUAGUCGAGUGCUCGCAUCGGGUCGCGCGCCGUAUGUGCCGGCACGCGGGCUCGAAGCUGCGCCACCAGGCACGGCUGGAGUACGUGCAGAGCACCCCGAACGUGGCGACGAUGCACAACGGCAAGCACGUCGCGGCCAACUCGCGCGGCGGAACCGGCGACGUGAACGGUGAUUCCGCGGUGAACGUCUCCAAGAUGUACAGCGCCGUGUCGGACGGCGAGCUGCUGGAUCUGACGAUCCUGCCGAUUUUUCAAAAGCUCCUCACCGAGCGGCAUAAGAGCACUGCCAGACGAGGCUAUCGCUCGAAUAUAGCUAGUUGCCCGAAUAUAUCCAUCAAGUGCGACAUUGUCGAGUACCUCUAACACGUGUCCAGCCGGCGACCUGAUCACCGCGCGACGACACUUGCUCACGUUUCACACGUCACACUGGACUCACAAUCGGUAGGGUGUGUUAGGUCGGUUGUCUAACAAUAAGUCGAUUAGAUGAAUUAGUUGAUCUCGCGAGAGCGACGAUUCUUUACGACAAAUCAUUGUUAAGUUGAAGAUAUUCGGUAUCGAAUAAUGUUUAUGCCGUUGCGUUAACUCAUUUAUAAGAAUGAUGAUGUGGAUAAAGACGCUGGCUAUCCACGUGAAUUAAUCAAUUCGUUCCGUCUUUCGCGUUUUCGCUCAGCAUUUAAUAUUACGAUAAAGCGGAUGAAAAUUAAAAAAAAAUAAACAAAAGAAACGCCGUGAAUAAUGUAACGCUCUAGUAAAAUAAUAAUUGUCUCGAAUGUCUCGUUCAAUUCUCAUCAAGAAGUGCAAGAAAAACGACGCGACGAUCGAUGCGCGCGCGAUUAAAGGUAAGACUUUUUCUAUAAUACACACGGGAUAUUUUCUAAUGCGCGACGAUGAUUAUUUAAACGUAAGAAUAUAUAAAGGACAAAACGCGAUGAAAAUAAUAUCGAAAAAUCGGUGAAAAUCUUCUCACGGUGACACACUUGGAAAUCUCACCGAAAUUUCAAUCUCACUCAUCGUUGCUUGGGUUUUUUUUUAGACGUAGACGGAGUAAGUGUAAACAGAUUUGGGGGCGAUAUCUAUCGAACACACACACUUAGUUACUUAAACGUCAGUCAAUAGGUCCUGUAUCUCAUUAGUGACAUAUGCAACGUGUAACAAACACUGCGGGAAAGCACAAAUGAGAAGAAAAAAAACUUCGUAUAUAGUAUCCGUGGUAAAACACACACAUUUUUGGGAGUGAAGUCGGGAUGGAAGAUAGGAGAUUGGGGGUCGUCUAUGUAAUCGAUAUAGCGUAUUGCUUUUGGGGCAGAAAAUUGGGGUAGAGGGAAAGGGAGGGGAGAGUAAACUCUAGCAGCGAACAAAUAUUGUUUAAAUAUUUCUUAGUACGACCGAAGAAUAUUUUUGUGACGCGACUUUAAAACAUUAAACUAGUUCUAGUUGAUGCGAUAUCGAUUAAUAAUAAUAUACCUUCGAGAUAUUUACAAAACGAAUUGUAAAAUAAAAAAAAAAGAUAUUCGUUAGUCGCGGGGAUAGGAAAAGAGAUUCGACUGUUACAACGAUUUUCGUCCCAUCAGGAUAUCUCGUUCAUCGAUCGCGACGAGGCGGGAACGAGAACGCUCCCCUGAAAAUGAAGGGAGAUCGCGUUUAAAAUGUCACCGUCGGCUAACAAAUGUUUUUUUUCCGAUAGAGAAAACAUACAUAUAUCUAUAUAUAAGGAUUGUUAAGGCAAAGAUAUCGAGAACAUGUUAAUUAGAUGCGUUCUCUCCUUCGGACGCUCCGUUUUCACGAAAAAUUUCGCCAGAAUCUCAGGCCGAGACGGCGGAGAAGCGCGACACUUUACAAAUACUAAAGUAAGUUUCCCCUCGCGUACAUUUCUAAAAUGAAUAACUAUGUGUUUGUAAAUAUAUGUUACAAAGUAAUAUAUAUUCAUUGAAUAUUUCCUAUACACGUGUAUACACAUACACACACUUAACUUGGCGCGUCUAGCCAAUCCUAGGAGAUAAUUACGUAACGGUUUCACCAGGCAUAUUUCGUUCUCCGCUAGGGUGCUGUGUUCAAAAAAUACAUACCUCGAAGAGAGUGUGGUGGCGGAGCAUAUUAAUAUAAAUACCUUCGGGUACAUCUCUAAAACUGAUAAUUAUCGAAUCGAAUCAAUGCAUGCAUUGUCAAUUGCCCCACAUCCUUUCGUUUUCUACGAAAAAAAUAAUAAUUAUAAACAAGCACUCGCGGUAUCCUGCAUCUGACGAUACCGAAGAUUCUUGCGGAAAACCGAGAGUCGAAAGCCUCUUUUGCUCUAAAACAGGGUCAGAUCGCGGGAAUAAAAUGUCCAUUUGAGUGGUAAAACGGAUAUCAUGCUCCUUUUUAUACGAGUGAGAUCUAGUUUUUCUAGUUAUUUUAACUUGCGAGUGAACUCAUUAAAGAUAGAGUCUUAAGUAUUUCUGUAAGAAAUUCUUGAGUUUUUCUUGAAUCGUAGAAUUUCAGACGGAGCGGCCCGUGACAUAUACUCACGAUUAAAGUCAAAGAAAUUAGGAAAGUUUAAGAAGAAAAAAAAAGAUAAAAUCUUUUUCAGCAUGAUACGCAGUUAGUCGCUGUCUCAUGUAACGCUGCCCUGUUUUACGGUAUGAAGAUAUCGUGAAAAAUCCGCGAUGAAAAUUUAGAAAUACAACGAGAUUUAAAGUUUAUCGGGUAAAAAAAUCGGGCAAUAUCGCGACUUUUUCUCUCUCUCUCUCUCUCUCUCUCUCUCUCUCUCUCUUGAUAACGAUAUCGCGUCGUUUCUGAAUUUUUAGUACGGUAUUUUUGGUGCAAAAAAAUUCAAGAUGUUAAGGACAAAUCAUUUCCGAUAUAUUUUCGGCCUGUACGCAUAUGAUGAAACAUUCGACGAAGCGUUUGUACUCGUAUUCCUACUAUUAGACAGAGCAUGACUUAUCCUGUAAUAUUACGUAAGUCAGUGAUGUUGCCAGUGGGGUUGCCAGUGGGGUUGCCAGUAGGCAAACCAAGCGAAAAAUUUUUUAUAAAUUAUUGCGAGGAAAAAAAGAAGCUAAUCCGACAGCAAUACACAUAUAUGCGACUACAUACGCAUGCGUGCAGAGAACCGAAGGCGAUUAAGUGAGUGUGACAGAGAGUGGAAGGAGAACGCUCUCCUUUUUUUCGAAAUACAUACAUCGCUGUGACAUACGGAUAGAUCUUUGUGAAAAAUGGACGAAUUAAAAGUGAUCGACUGGGAUUUGUUCUGUAAAUAAAUUCCAAUUGCUGAUCUUCAAAACUAGAAAUACUAAUGCUAAAAAGUUUUGAACUGCUCUCUACUUCUCUCUUUUUCGUAUAGACCUGAAAGUUUUUUUCCGAUUCUUUUGAACAAAUAAGUGUGACUCGAGCAGUUGAAUUUCUAACGAGAGAUGAAACCAAUUACAUAAAUUGACGAUCUAAUUUCACGGGAAAUCUAUCCCCGCCGAUUUCUUUUAAUUCAAGGAUUUCUUGCGAGGAUAACUCGAACGGUUUCAUUAUCAGCAAGCAUUAUUAGCGAGGUAACGGACUUUGGGGGAGGGAUUUGUUAACAUUGUUAUCGACACUUUUAUAUUUCUUAUUAUACUACAUCUCUACCUGUACAUAUAUUUUCGCAAGAGACAAUGCAUGUAUCGUCAAUUAUCAUGCGUUCAAAGUAUCCCACAUCAUACCUCCAUUUUGAAAAAACUCUGCAAAAAAUAAGUAAAUUUAAAAGGAUUGGAGAGGAAAUUCAUUUUGGGAGAAUAAAAUUAAGCAGCAUGCAGUAUGCAGUCCCGUCCUUUUAGCUUGCUUAUUUUUUGCAGUAAAAGUAUAAAGUAGUUUACGAGUGCACUUACGAGACGAUCAGGUUUGUCGUAAUGUGACAGAUCGAUAGCAUACCGGAUAAGAAUACGAUUCUUACCACUUACGGAGGCACGUGUGAUAUCUUACUAUCUAAAGUCUAUCGAGGUAAUUGCUGCGCAAGGCGAUCUUAAUGUUCACCGCUGUCUACUCUCAAUAAAGUGGCUGUCAUUCAAUAAGU
Molecule: messenger RNA, 8369 nt
Organism: Formica exsecta
Lineage: Eukaryota; Metazoa; Arthropoda; Insecta; Hymenoptera; Formicidae
Gene: GABA-B-R2
Product: gamma-aminobutyric acid type B receptor subunit 2
Exons: 18
Coding region: 956-4714 (1252 amino acids)
Biological process (GO): G protein-coupled receptor signaling pathway; gamma-aminobutyric acid signaling pathway
Cellular component (GO): membrane; G protein-coupled receptor heterodimeric complex
Molecular function (GO): G protein-coupled GABA receptor activity
Source: RefSeq, a predicted model, not a curated record